UAACAGGACCCCAAUCGCCACUCACAGACAACGCAAGCAACUGACGACGAUGGUGCUAGCAAAACUGAGGAGCGUCUUUGCGGGCCGGCCUCAAAUCCUUCUCAACGCCGGACACCCGACCCUCCGCACAAAAGCCCUUCCCGUCGACCCCACCACCCUCCAAAACCCCAACAUCCAACGCGUCAUCACCCAAAUGCGCCUCGUCUUCGACUCCCCGUACACCCCCGUCGUCGGCCUCGCCGCCCCUCAAAUCGGCCACCCGCUCCGCAUCAUCGCCUACCGCAUCACCGACCCGGCCAUCCUCACCUCCAAAUCCAUCCCGAAACCCAUCCCCCUCACCUUCCUCGUCAACCCGGUCCUCACCAUCACUGAUAAGCGCCACCCCCGCGAGUGGAAUGCGGAAUAUGAGAGCUGUGAGAGCGUGCCGAUGUAUAAUGCGGUUGUGAGGCGUGCGGAGAAGGUGCAUGUGCAGGGGAUUGGUUUGGAGGGGGAGAGGGUGGCGGUGAAUGCGAACGGGUUUUUGGCGAGGGUGCUGCAGCAUGAGAUCGAGCAUUUGGAUGGGAAGCUUUUUGUGGAUGUUAUGGAGGCGGGGAGUUUGAGGCAUGAUAAGUACAUCGACAAAUACGAGUUUCGCGAACAGCGCGAACAGCGGAAGAAAUGAGAGGGUGGCCGUAGUCGCGAUAUACGGGGAGAGCAACACACCCGAACACAACAGUUCCCGACUUACACUCACAGUGAUACUCAUAUACAUGACAUCGCAUGCCAUCACCGAGCCGGUGAUGCACAUCGAGCCACUGACCCUGCCCUGCCUCAGCAACACUACUAACCGCACUCGCGCGAUGGUAGCCCGUCUCUCGCGGCGUAUACGAACGCUCACCACGCUCUGCCGAAUUCGAAACAGAGUCUUCACACCGCCGGCAUACCAGCACCUGUCAACUAUAUUCCAUC
Molecule: messenger RNA, 948 nt
Organism: Fimicolochytrium jonesii
Lineage: Eukaryota; Fungi; Chytridiomycota; Chytridiomycetes; Spizellomycetales; Powellomycetaceae
Product: peptide deformylase
Exons: 3
Coding region: 50-661 (203 amino acids)
Biological process (GO): N-terminal protein amino acid modification; peptidyl-methionine modification
Cellular component (GO): mitochondrion
Molecular function (GO): peptide deformylase activity
Source: RefSeq, a predicted model, not a curated record